Molecule: messenger RNA, 2616 nt
Organism: Populus nigra (black poplar)
Lineage: Eukaryota; Viridiplantae; Streptophyta; Magnoliopsida; Malpighiales; Salicaceae
Product: probable serine/threonine-protein kinase WNK7
Exons: 8
Coding region: 329-2341 (670 amino acids)
Biological process (GO): intracellular signal transduction; protein phosphorylation
Cellular component (GO): cytoplasm
Molecular function (GO): protein serine/threonine kinase activity; ATP binding
Source: RefSeq, a predicted model, not a curated record
AAAAAUAUAUAUUUUAUUUUAAUUAGAAAUGUUAAAUAGAUAAGUAUAAAUAUACAUUCUUUAUCACCUGCCAAGCUUUCGCAAAUUUUUUUUCAUAGAACAUUUUGAUUAGAAAAGAGGCUGAUUUAUUAAUUUUUUCAUCAAAACAACAAUUGUUUCAACUAGGGUUAGGUUUUAUUCUGUUUUAAAUAUCACCCGGUUUAAGAAAAAAAAAUCUUUUUUUUAAUUUUUUGUUGGUUUUUAUCAAGCAUAGGAGGCAAAGAAGGAGAAUUUGGUGUGAUUUCUCAAUUCAGAUUUUAGAGUUGUUAGAAUUGUAAGGUUUGCUGAUAUGGAAAGUUCAGAAGAUGGCGGUUCGCAUUCGGAACCUCCCGAUCCGGAUGUUCUUGAGAUUGAUCCAACUUGUCGGUACAUUCGGUACAAGGAGGUGCUAGGGAGGGGUGCUUUCAAGACAGUCUACAAGGCAUUUGAUGAAGUUAAUGGAAUUGAAGUUGCAUGGAACCAAGUUAGGAUUGAUGAGGUGUUGCAGUCGCCUGAUGACUUGGAGAGGCUAUAUUCUGAAAUGCAUCUCCUGAAAACAUUGAAACACAGUAAUAUUGUAAGGUUUUACAAUUCAUGGAUUGACGAUAAAAAGAAGACUGUUAAUAUUAUAACCGAGCUAUUCACUUCGGGUAGCCUGAGACAAUACUGUAAGAAACACAGAAAGAUUGAAAUGAAGGCUGUGAAGGGUUGGGCAAGACAGAUUUUGAAUGGUUUGAACUAUCUUCACAAUCAUGAUCCACCGAUUAUACAUAGAGAUCUAAAGUGUGACAACAUAUUUAUCAAUGGUAAUCAAGGAGAAGUUAAAAUCGGAGAUCUUGGUUUGGCAACUGUCAUGGAGCAGGCUAAUGCGAAAAGUGUAAUAGGAACCCCUGAAUUUAUGGCACCUGAGCUGUAUGACGAGAACUACAAUGAGUUAGCUGAUAUAUAUUCCUUUGGAAUGUGCAUGCUGGAGAUGGUCACUUUUGAAUAUCCUUACAGUGAAUGUAGGAACUCAGCUCAGAUAUAUAAGAAAGUUUCUUCUGGAAUAAAGCCUGCUUCCCUAUCUAAGGUUAAAGAUCCAGAUUUAAAACAAUUUAUUGAAAAGUGUUUACUACCAGCAUCUGAAAGACUGCCAGCAAAGGAGCUUCUGAUGGACCCUUUUCUCGAUGUGAAUGGAUUUGCAAGGAAUUCUUCCAUCCCUCGUUCUGAUAUUCUUAUGUCGAAGAUGACAGCUAUUGGAGAUCGUUGUUUGAUGUCAGAAGGACCUGCAACUGCACGGAAUAAGCCCCCCUCCAUGGAUUUGAGUCAUGAUCCUGAGAUUCCCACUAUCACUUCUUUUAACAGUUCUGUUGAUGAGGAUACCCAUUCUCUAUGCUUGGAGGUUCGAAGGGCAAAGAGAGGCAAUGUUUUCCUGUUAAGAGGUGAAGGAAAUGAUGAAAACUCUGUAUCAUUAAUACUUCGAAUGGCUGAUCAGAAUGGUGCUCGUGUAAGGAAUAUUCAUUUCCUAUUCUACCUUGAUGGUGAUACUGCGCUAUCAGUUUCAAGUGAAAUGGUUGAGCAAUUGGAACUCGAAGUUGAAAAUGUUAGAUUCAUAGCAGAGUUGAUUGAUUUGUUGUUGUUGAAAUUAAUACCCAAUUGGAAACCUGGUGUUCACAUUGAGCAUCUAGUGCCGCCAAGUAGAGAACAAACCCCUAGGGUCCAGUCAAAGGACUUCCAUUCAUUGGGAAAUGGAAAGAUGGCUGUGGCUCCUUUCCAAAAUGCUCAUGAUGCUGCCAAUCAUUCGAGGUGUUCAAGUCGCCCCAAUUCUCUUGGUGGAUCGAUUCCAACAGUAGGAGAAAGCCCCAGUACAGUGAAACUUGAUGAUUUGAUGUCCAAUCUUGAUGAUUUUGAUAGCCAGAAUCCACCUGCAGCCGAAGAUCGGCAUUCUGAAAUGUCAUAUGUUUCAGCAAACUCGAGUGAAUUGAAUGAUAGAAAGCUCUCCUUUACUUCAUACAUGUCCACAGAUUCAGGACCUGUGAACUUUGAUGGGAAUGGCUUGAGAGGUAUCUUGCGGGAUUUUUUAACUGAAAGGGAAAUCCUUACAUCAAUUGAUGACAGGGGCAAAUUUUUCGAAGCUGGUAUGAAUGGCUUCAUCUCUUCUGGUUACGCAUCUGAUGUUUCCUCUUCAUCUUGCAAGGAUGACAAUGAGGAGUUGAGAAGAGAACUGGGAAAGAUUGAACUGCAGUAUCAGGAAGCAAUGAAAGAAAUAUCCAAAAGAAGGCAUGAAGCUAUCGAGGAGACAACAAAAAGUUUGUCUCAGAAGAGUGUACAGUCGUUUCACUAGUCUCUACUUCAAGUUUGCUUCAGUUCUUUUUCCUUUCAAUCUUUGUUGAAAGUUCAGAUACUUUCUUUUGGAGGAGAAAAAUCAAGUGUAAAUGGAACAUCUCUUUCCUUUUCUUUUUUCCCCCCACACCGGAGGUCCAGCUUGAAAUAGUCAGGUCAAUUCCAUUUUUCACCCCUCGAGCAUAUUUAAAGAGGUCAAGGUGAAUGGAAGAAUGGAUUGGUUAAUCAUUACUGCAUAGCAAUUUUUAAUGCAAAACACACUCUUUUUAUGAUGUA